AUGCAGAGGAACUACAGCACGCAGUCUCUGGCACCGGGAGAGUGUGAAGAACCCACCGGACUACCAAACUGUACUGAUGGCUUGCUUGGAAACAUGUCAUUGCAUUGCUGGCUUCAACUGCUAACCAAAGAGUCUAAUUCAGAUAUCCAAGGGGAUGGAUACAGUCUGGCACUCCGUGUUAUGAUAGCUCUGGUUUAUUCAGUUGUGUGUGCUUUGGGUCUCGUGGGAAAUUCAUUGGCACUGUACUUGCUCCAUUCACGCUACCGGCAAAAACAAUCCUCCAUCAACUGUUUUGUCAUGGGUUUGGCGCUAACUGACUUACAGUUCGUCCUCACGCUCCCCUUCUGGGCCGUGGACACCGCGCUGGACUUCCGUUGGCCUUUCGGCAAAGUGAUGUGUAAAAUCGUGAGCUCGGUCACCACCAUGAACAUGUACGCCAGUGUCUUUUUUCUCACCGCCAUGAGCGUGGCUCGUUACUACUCCAUAGCGUCCUCUCUGAAGAUGCACAGUCGCAGGGCAGCGGCCGUCGGGGCCAAAUGGAUCAGUUUGGGUAUUUGGGUGGUGUCGCUGCUAGCCACCCUGCCCCACGCCAUCUACUCCACCGUCGCCCACUUCUCGACGGACGAGGAGCUGUGUCUGGUUCGUUUCCCCGACUCGGGCACCUGGGACCCGCAGCUCUUGCUCGGGCUGUAUCAGCUUCAGAAAGUUCUUCUGGGUUUCGUGAUUCCGUUGGUGGUGAUCACGCUGUGUUACCUGCUCCUGCUGAGGUUCGUGCUAAGUCGACGGAUCAGCGGUGUGGCCGACCUGGAGAGCAAACAGGGGCGCAGCAAGCGGUGCUCCAAGGUCACGAAAUCCGUGGUCAUCGUGGUGCUGUCCUUCUUCUUGUGCUGGCUGCCCAAUCAGGCGCUGACGCUUUGGGGCGUGCUCAUUAAAUUCGACCUCGUGCCCUUCAGCAUGGCUUUUUACUAUGCCCAGGCCUACUCUUUCCCGUUGACCGUCUGUUUGGCGCACACCAACAGCUGCCUGAAUCCCGUCCUGUACUGCCUCAUCCGAAGGGAAUUCCGGGCCGGGCUGAAGGAGCUGCUCCUGAGGGCCACGCCGUCCGUCCGUCAUCUCACUCACUUUUUCCCCCGCAAAGCCAAAGUGGCUGAAGCACCGCCCGUCUUGGUUCUGGUCCAGAUGGAUGUGUGA
Chanos chanos (milkfish) is the source of this 1191-nucleotide messenger RNA. It is a transcript of the gene rxfp3.2b, whose product is annotated as relaxin family peptide receptor 3.2b. The coding region runs from base 1 to 1191 and encodes 396 amino acids. Gene Ontology annotation, molecular function: C-C chemokine receptor activity; C-C chemokine binding. Gene Ontology annotation, biological process: calcium-mediated signaling; cell chemotaxis; immune response. The record is from RefSeq and is a predicted model, not a curated record. The transcript has a single exon. Gene Ontology annotation, cellular component: membrane; external side of plasma membrane. Lineage: Eukaryota; Metazoa; Chordata; Actinopteri; Gonorynchiformes; Chanidae.